AGAAAACUUCACACACAUGGCCAUGACUUGGAAGCUCCUGAAGCAACUCCGACCACUGCCCACCGCCACCGCCUCUUCCAUCCUCCACCGUCCUCGAUUCCUCAACUUGCACAAUGCCACGCGGCUCUUCUCCGACGCGCCUCCUCCUCUGCCUCCUCCCUCCGUAGAGCCUCCGUCGAUUCCACCGCCUCAAAACCCUCACUCUCCCUCGCCGUCGUCGCUCAACCAGACGGAACUCGCUAAGUUCGCCGCCAUUGCCGGAACCUGGUGGGAUUCAGAAGGACCAUUCAAACCAUUGCAUGCGCUGAAUCCUACAAGGCUCGCCUUCAUUCGCUCCACGCUGUGUCGCCAUUUCAGGAGGGAUCCCUUAUCUGCUAGGCCAUUUGAAGGGCUUAAGUUUAUUGAUGUUGGCUGUGGUGGUGGAAUUCUUUCUGAGCCUUUAGCACGGAUGGGAGCUUCUGUAACAGGAGUUGAUGCUGUUGAGAAAAAUAUCAAGAUAGCUCGCCUUCAUGCUGACUUGGAUCCGGUGACCUCAAGCAUUGAAUAUCAUUGCACAACAGCUGAAAAACUAGUUGAGGAGCAGAGGAGUUUCGAUGCUGUGUUUGCUUUAGAGGUUAUUGAGCAUGUGGCUAAUCCUGCUGAGUUCUGCAAAUCUCUGUCUGCCUUGACUGUUCCCGAUGGAGCUACUUUGAUUUCAACUAUUAACCGUUCUAUGAGAGCAUAUGCUACUGCAAUUAUUGCUGCCGAGUAUAUCCUCCACUGGCUUCCUAAAGGUACACAUCAAUGGUCCAGUUUCCUUACUCCUGAAGAACUAAUCCUGAUCCUGGAGCGUGCUUCUAUUUCGGUCCAAGAGAUGGCUGGAUUUGCAUACAACCCUUUGACAGGAAGAUGGUCUUUAUCCGAUGAUAUUAGUGUAAACUUUAUCGCUUAUGCUACCAAAACAGAAACAUCCACUUCAUAAAUACAACAAACUCUCGUCCAUUUUGUUCGAAUGAAAACUCUUCCCUUCACAUUAUCUUUGAAGAUCCUUAACCUAAUGAGCAAGAAAGCCAAUUGUAUAC
Fragaria vesca subsp. vesca is the source of this 1061-nucleotide messenger RNA. Its product is annotated as hexaprenyldihydroxybenzoate methyltransferase, mitochondrial-like. Gene Ontology annotation, biological process: ubiquinone biosynthetic process. Lineage: Eukaryota; Viridiplantae; Streptophyta; Magnoliopsida; Rosales; Rosaceae. The transcript has 9 exons. The record is from RefSeq and is a predicted model, not a curated record. Gene Ontology annotation, molecular function: 2-methoxy-6-polyprenyl-1,4-benzoquinol methyltransferase activity. Bases 17 to 961 code for a protein of 314 amino acids.